Bubalus bubalis (water buffalo) is the source of this 1757-nucleotide messenger RNA. RefSeq names its product doublecortin domain containing 2B (gene DCDC2B). The coding region runs from base 1 to 1173 and encodes 390 amino acids. Gene Ontology annotation, biological process: intracellular signal transduction. The record is from RefSeq and is a predicted model, not a curated record. The transcript has 8 exons. Gene Ontology annotation, cellular component: microtubule organizing center; microtubule. Lineage: Eukaryota; Metazoa; Chordata; Mammalia; Artiodactyla; Bovidae.
AUGGCCAGUGGGAGUCCAGCAGCCAAGAGGGUAGUGGUGUACCGGAACGGGGACCCCUUCUCCCCAGGCCGCCAGCUGGUGGUGACUCAACGCCGCUUCCCCACCCUGGAGACCUUCCUCUGUGAGGUGACAUCGGCUGUGCGGGCCCCAGUGGCCGUGCGUGCUCUCUACACCCCUUAUGGCCACCCUGUCACCGACCUGGCAGACCUGCAGAACGGAGGGCUGUAUGUGGCUGCUGGCUUCGAACAUUUCCACAAGCUCCCCUAUUUACCCCCUGCAGGGAAGGAUCCAGGUGGGAAGAGCAACAGAUUGGCAGGUCUUCCCGUGACUCGGCAGCUGUGUGAUGGGGCCCUUGGACGGCAGCUACCUGCAGGUUCCCCCUGCUACAUCCAUGUGUUCAGGAAUGGGGACCUGUUAAGUCCUCCGUUCAGCCUGAAGCUGUCCCAGGCUGCCAGCGAGGACUGGGAAGCAGUGUUGAAGCUCCUGAAGGAGAAGGUGAAAUUACAGAGCGGGGCUGUGCGCAAGCUCUGCACCCUGGACGGGCUCCCACUGUCAGCAAGGGAGGCUCUGGUGAGCGGCCAUUACUAUGUGGCCGUUGGAGAGGAUGAGUUCAAGGCCCUCCCCUAUCUGGAGCUGCUGGUGCCCAGUCCCUCACUGCCCAGGGGCUGCUGGCGUCCCCCAGGUCCAAAGUCCAGGCCCCACCAGCAGGUGGCCCAGGGCCACAGAGCACAGGCAAGCCGGUUCUCUCCAAACGAAGCCAGACAAAUUGAGCCAUCUGCUUUCUAUGCCAGACCCCAACGAGCUAUUGAGCCACGAAGCAUGCUCCCCACGCUCUCAUUUCCAUCAGGAACCAAGGGAGUGUAUGGGGCUCCCCACCCAAGGAAGGAGACGGCAGGGGCCCGGGAAGUAGCAGAUGAUGAAGACACCCAGACAGAGGAGCCCUUGGAUCAGGUGGGCUGGGGCUGGAAGCCAUGUGUUGGCUUUUGUUUUGCUUGUAUGGUUUGUUUUUUUGCUGUACCCUUCAGCAUGUGGGAUCUUAGUUCCCCAGCCAGGGAUCAAACCUGCACCCACUGCAUUGGAAGCCAGGGAAGUCCCUGGAAGCCACAUGUUGGGACAGGAGUUCUGAGCUGGAAACCAGCAGCCCUGGGUCCCAGAAACAAUUCUCCCUUGUGACUGUGAACAAAUCUAACCUUCUCAGAACCCGAGUUCCUAUGUUAAAUGAGAUGGUGGAUCCAGAUUUCUGGUCUCUUCCUUUCCUGGGGUUGGGAAACCCCAGGCUAAAGGCUGGAGGCUGGACUGGGGUGCUUAAUGGCUCUGUUCUGUGUGGCCUUCUUCCUCCUCCAGCGGAUAGCACAGAUAGUGGAAGAGGCGCUGUUCCUGGAAAAACAGCCUGGGGCUGGGGCGGCUAUCUCAGCCUGAUGCCUGCUCCACCAUCUUGAGAUCUGGCAGCUCCAGCCAGGAACUGGGGACCUUCACUCUGUAGUCACCUUUUAUCCUCAGCCUCCAGCAGCCUGUUCUCAAGGAACCAGCGUCUCCUCUGGGCUCACAGGGUAUGAUGCAACCCUUCAGUCCGGCUCUGCUGCUCGUAAACCUACACCCCGGUCUUCCUUUCCUUUCGGAGCAGAGAAGCCCCAGCUACAGAGGCCGUUUCCUUAUGAGAGUCUCUGGCCAGAGAAAGGAGUAGCCAGCUGGGUUUGGGGGAGAGACCACAAACAUGGGAGCGGGUCUGUCACAAUAAAAGAAUACUUACUAACCUC